AUGGCUUCGAACAAAGCUAAAGGGAUUUUAUGAGUCAUAGGAGGACUGAUCUUGCACAUUGUAUUCGGUUGACUCUACUUAUGGGGUAACAUCCAGGUGUAUGUCACUUCUUAUCUCUAUAAGUACGAUACAAGCAUUACUCUAGAUGAUACUAGCACAGUUUUCAUCCUCCAAAAUGCAUUUAAAGUGAUAUGAGUACCUUUAGCAACAUUUUUGAUUGAUUUCAUACCUCCAUGGAGCACAUCUCUUAUUGGAGGCGUGAUUUCAAUGGGAGGUGUGUUUGCAUCAACAUAUGCGACUAAUCUGUAUUUGUUCAUAUUUUUAUAUCCAAUUCUUUUUGGAAUCGGCACAGGAUUUUGAUACAUGAUCCCUAUAAUGUGAGGAUGGGAAUACUUUCCAGAAUGGAAAGGCACAGUCAGUGGAAUUAUACUUUCAGGAUAUGGAUGCGGAUCAUUCAUAUUCAGCUUCAUAUCUAUUGGCAUAGCCAAUCCAGAUGAGGAGCAAGCUGAUUAUCCUAUUCCUGGAGGAAAUAUAUUCAACCCUGAAAGUCCUGUUUCUUCAAGAGCUCCAGCAAUGUUGAGAAUUAUCUGAGCUAUCUGGUGAUGAUUCAUCAUUGCAGGAAUGUUUUUAGUAUCAAGAAAGACCAAUCCAGCUUUGGUCCAGCCUUUACCAAAAACAUCUCGGUUACAUACAAGACAAGAUUUCUUUCAAAAUGAAACAAUCAAUAGCCAUCUUUCUAUUCCAGGAGCUAGCAUUACAGUUGAGCCUGAACUUUCUGAAGUAUUCAAAGAGUACAGAGUAUAUUAUAUCUGGCUAAUGCUAAUCUUCUCCUCGAGCUACCCUCUUUACCUAGCUGGGUCCUUUAAAACCUUUGAACAGAUUGACCUUCACGACGACAGGUUCAUCACUCUUGUAGGUUCUCUCGGAGCUAUCGCCAAUGGACUUUCCAGAUGGUUCUGGGCAACACUCCAAGAUUUUUUUGGGUUUAAAAAGAUUUUUGCAUUACUUAUGAUUUUUGAAAUAAUAGUAGCAUUCACAUUUGUAUCAAUCCACAGGAUAAAAAUACUGUACUUAAUCUGGGUGUUCAUCUCCUUCUCAAGUCUGGGAGGGUAUGCCUCUACAGCUCCGACUCUUUGAGCUAAGAUAUAUGGACCUAUCUCUGGAGGUAAGACCUACACCAUAAUCUUUUCUGCUUAUGCUGUUUCACCCAUGAUUGGAUGGGGACUAUCUAAAAUGAAAACUAAAGGAGUUCUUGAAUACAGUACUUUAUUCUAUAUUCUUGGAAUAAUGCCGAUCAUUUCUUUAAUAAUGACAAUCUUCCUGAACGACUCAACUAUGGUAAAGAAUGCUUCUUGCUUAAAUAUAAAGAAUGAGCAAAAUAUGAGAAAGGGACUUUUAAAAUAAUCUUGUUCAUAA
Molecule: messenger RNA, 1416 nt
Organism: Moneuplotes crassus
Lineage: Eukaryota; Ciliophora; Spirotrichea; Euplotida; Euplotidae
Source: the annotation of a GenBank genome assembly